Messenger RNA from Topomyia yanbarensis, 3531 nucleotides. RefSeq lists its product as uncharacterized. Gene Ontology annotation, molecular function: zinc ion binding; nucleic acid binding. The record is from RefSeq and is a predicted model, not a curated record. The transcript has 3 exons. NCBI's taxonomy places the organism in Eukaryota, Metazoa, Arthropoda, Insecta, Diptera, Culicidae. The coding region runs from base 1 to 3531 and encodes 1176 amino acids.
AUGUCGGCGGUAGAGCGGAAACUGCGUGGGUUGAAAAACCGAAAACGCAGUAUAAUAACAUCAUUCACAUGCAUUACGUCCUUCGUCAACAACUUCCAAGCAGAGCGGGAUGCAAUCGAGGUUCCGGUCCGUUUAGAGAAUUUUGUGGCGUUGUGGAAUGAAUUCAACGAGGUACAGGCCGAAUUGGAGAGCAUGGAGGAAUCUGAGGAGACUAUGGAGUCAUACCUGAAGGAACGAACAGAAUUCGAGAAGGCAUACUACCGUGUCAAGGGUAAGCUGCUGCUUUACAAUAAACCCAACACAGAUCCUCAAGACUCUCAGCAUCGGCUUCAGGAGCCAUCCUCGCACAUGCCCCACAUAAAAUUGCCCGAUGUGCGGCUGCCUGUAUUUAGUGGAGAUUUCGAAACAUGGCUCAAUUUCCACGACCUUUUCCUGUCACUCGUUCACUCCUCAGCGCACUUAUCUACAAUCCAAAAAUUUUACUAUUUGCGUUCCUCUCUGGCGGGCGAGGCGCUCAAAUUGAUACAAACAAUUCCCAUCUGCAAUGAACAAUACCCGGUGGCGUGGAAAAUGCUUGAAGACCACUUUUCAAAUCCUCGUCGACUAAAACGCACUUACGUGCAGUCCCUAUUCGACUUCCCAUGCAUGAAGCGAGAAACGGCUUCAGAGUUACAUUCACUCAUCGAAAAAUUUGAAGCUAACGUGAAAAUUUGCAAGCAACUUGGAGAGCGCACCGAGCACUGGGACGUAUUGCUUAUUCAUUUACUCAGCACUCGUUUGGAUACGGUUACAAGGAGAGAUUGGGAGGAGUAUGCUGAGAUGAAUCAAACUACGAAGUUCAGCCAGUUGAUCGAGUUUCUUCAACGCCGAGUGAAUGUUCUGCAAACGGUAGUCUAUAAAUCUGGAGAGACACAACAACAGCCGUCAGCUGUAAAAAAGCCAGUCAUGCAACGUUCUGGAUAUUAUGGAUCAGUACAAGGCAACUCGAGUGGCUGCAUAGCGUGUUCAGGUCCACAUUCCCUCUAUCAAUGCGAAACAUUUUCAAACUACGCCACACACGAGAAAGAGCAAUUUGUGCGUCGAAACCAGUUGUGUAGGAAUUGCUUACGUAGAGGACAUAUGGCGAAGGAUUGUAGUUCGGAAAGUAGCUGUCGAAAAUGCCGUGGUCGUCACCAUACCCAGCUAUGUACAAUCCAGAGAACCGAGAGAAGUAGUCAAGCAGCUUCGAUUCCUUCACAACUAGAACACUCAAAUCCAACAACGUUACCUACCAACCAAGGCAUAGUUUCUUCUACACCAGCUGCACACACGGGGGUAACAAGUUGUAAAGCGCAUGGUGAAGGUACGAGCAAGAUUUUGUUGGCAACAGCUAUUAUUAUUCUAAUAGAUGACAACGGGCAUGAGCACCCAGUUCGUGCGCUGCUGGAUUCGGGAAGCGAAUGUUGUUUUGCCAGCGAGAGAGUCAGUCAGCGAAUGGCUGUUCGUCGCAACAAGGUAGAUCUUCCAAUUGCGGGCAUAGGACAAUCGUCAACGCAAGUACGGUUCAAAUUUCGCUCGACAUUGAAGUCUCGGAUUACGGCAUAUACGGAUGAGGUUGAUCUGUUUGUCCUCCCAAAAGUGACAAUCGAAUUACCUUCCCUUGCCAUUAACACAUCUUCUUGGGCCAUACCGACAGGAAUUCAGCUUGCGGACCCUUCCUUUUACGAACCAGUGGCAGGUCGAAUUCCUUUGGGGAACUCUUCACCCUGUCUCGUUAAUUCUGUGUUUGGCUGGGUUGUUUCUGGAAGGACGGCACUAGCAACCGAUCAUACAUCUGUGACAUGCAACGUCGCUACCAUGUCAGAUAUACAUCGUUCCAUGGAAAGAUUCUGGACUAUUGAAGAUGAUACAUCGCCAGCGUAUUCACCGCAGGAAACAUUCUGUGAGCAAUAUUUCCGCGAUACAGUUACCCGUGAUACCGACGGUCGAUACUGUGUUAGAUUGCCACUAAAAAGAGAAAACUUAAACAAUUUGGGAGAUAACAAGAUCACCGCAUUCCAUCGAUUUCGUCUCAUUGAGCGCCGAUUGAGCCGAGACGUUAAGCUUGCCGACGAGUAUCGAGGAUUUAUGGAGGAGUAUGUACAACUCGGUCAUAUGAAACUAAUCAGUGAAGCUCAAGCUGAGAUACAGCCAUCCUUCUUUCUUCCCCAUCAUCCAGUUAUUCGAGAAGAAAGUAGCACUACCAAGGUUCGGGUCGUGUUUGACGGUUCUUGCAAGAGUGCAACAGGCCUCUCGUUAAAUGACGUCAUGCUGGUAGGUCCAAUAAUCCAAGAAGACCUGCGCUCCAUAGUCAUGCGAUCUCGCCUACAUCCGAUAAUGUUGAUCGCUGAUGUCGCUAAAAUGUUUCGGCAAAUUCGACUGCACCCCGAAGACACUCCGUUGCAGAGAAUAUUUUGGCGAUUUUCACCAUCUGAGCCAGUUAGCAUGUAUGAAUUGAAGACAGUUACGUACGGCACCGCUUCAGCACCGUACUUGGCCACCCGCGUUCUUCAACAGCUAGCAAAUGAUGAGCAGCAAAACUAUCCCGUUGCAGCCAAAGCCACCAGCGAAGAUUUUUAUGUGGAUGACUUUCUCUCAGGUGCUAAGACUGUUGAGGAGGCAGUUGAACUGCGUGUUCAGAUGGAAGCAAUGUUCGACUCAGCAGGUUUAAAGCUUCGUAAAUGGGCCAGUAACUCGUCUGCUGCCCUAAUGGAUGUACCAGAAGAGGAUCGAGCACUGCAACAGACCAUCGAGUUCAGUAUGGAUCAAACCAUCAAAUCACUAGGAUUGCAUUGGGAGCCGCAUACAGAUCGACUGAAAUAUAGGAUCGAAACACCCUGCUUUGAACCUUCCAAGACAGUAACCAAACGCUCUGCACUCUCCUGCAUAGCAAAAUUAUUUGACCCAUUGGGUCUAGUGAGUCCGGUUGUAGUGACAGCUAAAAUCUUUAUGCAGGCUCUGUGGAGUCUAAAGGGCGAAAAUGGAAAACCGAUCGACUGGGACAGAGAAUUACCAGAACCAAUGAGGGAGAGGUGGACAUCGUAUUACUCUCAGCUACCUUUGUUGAGUGAGCUCCGCAUCGAACGAAUAAUUUUGAUCCCCAAUGCGAUUGCAGUUGAACUCCAUUUUUUCUCCGAUGCUUCGGAGCGCGCGGUUUCGAAGAUACAGCAUGCAACUCAAAACUGCGAAUGGAAUCAUAUUGCUGGGUCAGAAAAUCCAGCCGACAUCGUAUCCAGAGGGCUGCCUGCAAAUGAUUUGCUGGAGAGCAAACUGUGGUGGCAGGGUUCACCGUGGCUUAUACAACAAAGGGAAUCCUGGCCUGUUCAAGUACUCGGAAUGGUAGAUAGGUCGGAAAUAUUGAAGGAGGAACGGAAGACAGCCUUAGUAGCUGCUCCUGCUACACCUUCGUUCAUCGAGGAAUUUGUUGCAAAGUUUUCGGAUUAUCAACAUAUGCUUCGAGUUACAGCCUACUGUCGACGCUUCGUAAAUAAUGUUCGGGAUAAAAUCGUGUGA